AUGUCGAACACACAAACUUUAUUAUCUUCUACCAGGAAGGAGCUGCUGAUCCAACGAGAAAGGGUGAAGACAGCGGCUGGCGAGGUUCGUCAGAAACGGGUUAACGCUGGUAGUGCCGAAGCCAGAUUCAUGAACCAUGUACGGGAAUUCGUCAACAAUCAACGCGAACAGCUCCCGUCUACUCUCCUCGAAGCAUAUGAUAAGGUUAGAGAAGCACGCGAUGGUCUUGGGGAAGCAGAGGCGGACUAUCUACAGGACGAGGAGGAUCUUACUGGUGCAGAAUGGAUGUUUAUGAACCAUGAGAAUCGAUUUUACCAAUUCGAUAUCAACAGGGUCCUGUCGAGUCCACAGCUCAACAACCCUGCUUUUCCUCAAGGACAAACAUCCGAAACUGUGUCAAAACGGCCAAUUCAUGAUCUACCACCUUGCCCGGUGGGAUCAUUGUCUCCAAGUCAAGUGUCGAAACUACCGCCUCCCCCACCUCCUCCACAUGUUUGGACGUCGUCUUUGCCUCUUAUGCCUCAUGUCAGCAUGAGCGCAUCUUUGCUGGCGCUAAUAGGCCGAAAACAUCCAGCCAUCGAAGAGUUAAAGACCUUAAGAAGGGAGUUCGGUAAGCUGCCACAAAGGGAAAGUUACGAUUUCGAAUGGGCUGGUGAAAAUGAAGCGUUUCUUGCUGAAGAAGACAAAAUUCGUGAAGAUCAAGUAACGGCCUCUACGAGCGACAACAGAAAUGUCUUACUUGGCAUCUUCAACCCAGAAACGAAAGCACAGGAAACCAAAAUGGAAGAGCUGGUUUUAGCGUUGAAUGAGUCAAUCCCGACCAGGCGAUAUUCGGAUUCCACGCACCUCUUCAGCUCUGAAUCGAGUCUCUCGGCCCCUAUGAGGAGAACACAGACCGAGAAGGCAACUCCGUUCAAUCGUUGUAGUCCUGCUGUAGGAAACAAGAUACGAGAAUGGUCUCUGACGCACCUCAAGCAAAGUGCCGUUCAAAAACGCCUGUAUUUGAAUGCGCUCGAAGACAACGGGAUAGACAGCUCAGCUGAAGUUGAUUGGAGAGUUCGAGCGACGCGCUUCUGGAGUAAAGACAGUCUCAGUGAGAUCAGAGACAGCAGCGAGCUGUAUUCAGCUUCCCUAAGUAAAGUUUCAUACGAGCCUGGGUCUUGCGACGCCAGCUCCACACAGAGCAUAACGUCUUCUCUCCUGAUGCAACAUCAACUGGAAGGUAACAUACAACCUCCGAAAUUGGCGACCGUGGACUCGAGACCUCCGGAGUCUCAUGGAAUACCACGACAAGAUUGUGAAGAUACUCCAACUAUAGCGCCUCUGUCACCUACACUACCACCAAGCGAUCACAUCACGAAACGAAUGAAGGCUAGAGAUGAAGAUCAAAUAAUGAGUUCAAUCAAGAACGGCUUGAAUGAGCGACAGCACGUACUCAGGGGCGGUGUCUUAUCGGAUAUGGGCAUACAUCAGCCAAAAUGUACUUGUCUUACCAUUGGAGAUAUGUCACCACGGAAAGAUAGUGUCCAAAGUACCCAUCAAACUGGCUGCGAUAUGGCAACCGAGCAUAAUGGUCAAAACAAGACAUCUUUCUCUGCACAAGAGCACGACGACGCUGCAUCGAUGACGGAAGUCAUGAUGAUGGACAGGCACUUUGACCGGACGCAUCAAAGCAGAUCAGUCGACCUACACCCAUCGCUUCCCCCCAGUUCUCACUACGGCAAGAUUGUUUGUAACAAACCAAACCUCGACAUCACUGCGCACUCCGAUUCACCAAGUCCUUGCGCACCACUCACACCGCUGCCCGCUACAGCCAUCAAAGGUGCUCUGAACCCGACAGCAGAUCAAAUUACGCCUAAUCUUCGGCCCACCUCUCAAGCCCGUAGAAAUACGAUGACUUGGUUCCGGAGUCUGUUUUCCUACUCUAAGAACAAGCGGAGUAAGAGCUCUCCUUCUAUCGGGGAAUACCAUCCAACCACACAUGUGUGA
Messenger RNA from Alternaria burnsii, 1989 nucleotides. RefSeq lists its product as uncharacterized. The transcript has a single exon. Lineage: Eukaryota; Fungi; Ascomycota; Dothideomycetes; Pleosporales; Pleosporaceae. Bases 1 to 1989 code for a protein of 662 amino acids. The record is from RefSeq and is a predicted model, not a curated record.